AGAAAAAGAAAAAACCCUAUUCCGCACAUGUCUGACCCUCUCUCUCUCUGUCUAAUCACUCUGUCAAAAUAAACGGAGCGGAGACAGAGUUGCCUCCACGUUUGUCCAGCCAAGAAUCACGCUCCUUCCCUUUCACCACAUUCCUUUCUGUCUUCCCCACAUUCUUCACUACCUUUCCUUUCUUCUUCUUUUGCUCAGAAAAAUAUUCUUUUAGCUUCUCGAUUCCUCCUCCACUGUUUGCUCUCAUUUUCUCGUUCGAAUACCUAGGGGGUAAUCAAGUGUUUUACUGCUCCGAAUUACCAUUCGAGCUUCAUCUGGGAUCAGAAUUUUGGUUAAAAUCUUUCCUUGUGGGUUGUGAAAUUCUAGGGCAGAUCUUUGUAGAUUUUGUGAUUUUUUAGCAGGUUGACUUCAAGUAGAUCAAAAAAAUGAAUCGAUAAGAAUUGGUUGUUGAUUCGUAUUGGGAGUGCGAUAAUAGAAGAAAUGAGUUUGGUACCUCCUUUGCCGCCGGUUUUAACUCCACCCUCCUCAAACUCUUCAACCACCGCACCUCCUCCUUCAUCCUCUCCGCCCACCACUCCCUCAGUUCCACCUCCUGUCACACCACCUCCUGCUCCCCCUCAAUCACCUCCCCCUUCGUCACCACCACCACCUGUUAAUUCAUCACCUCCACCGUCUUCCUCACCUCCACCACCAGUCGUCUCCUCACCUCCUCCCACCACAGAAGCUUCUUCUCCUCCACCUCCUGUGGUCGUUGCUUCUCCUCCUCCCUCAACGCCACCACCAGCUCCUCCCCAAGAUUUCUCUCCCCCUCCUCCGCCUCCUGAAUCUUCUCCUUCACCUCCGGCACCACCCACAACAACAUCCCCUCCUCCGCCCCCAUCAAACACACCUUCUUCCCCUAAACCAUCUCCUUCUCCUCCCUCAGAUACACGCUCUCCACCACCUCCCUCAGAUAAACCCUCACCUCCUCCUCCUCCUCCAGGAUCCACCUCUACACCUCCUCCGGCUUCGCAUCCCACAGAUCCUGCUGCUUUAGCUCCUCCUCCAACUCCAUUACCUGUUGUUCCAAGGGAGAAACCAACUUCACCACCUUCCACCAAUGGAAACAACACUUCCUCCUCUCGUUCAUCUCCCAGUGGUGGUGUUGGCACUGGAGGUAUUGCAGCUAUUGGAGUCAUCGUUGGAUUGCUUCUCCUCAGCCUUUUUGUCUUGGCUUUGUGGUUUACUCGGAAACGAAAGCGAAAGGACCCUGGAGCCUUUGUUGGUUACACUAUGCCACCUUCCGGUUACUCCUCUCCUCAAGGCUCAGAUGUAGUGCUCUUCAACACGAAUUCGUCAGCUCCUAAUAAGAUGAGAAGCCACUCUGGUAACGACUACAUGUACGCCUCCUCUGAUUCAGGGAUGGGUAGCAACCAAAGACCAUGGUUUUCAUACGAUGAGUUAGCUCAAGUCACUAAUGGCUUCUCCCAAAACAAUCUUCUCGGUGAAGGGGGGUUUGGUUGUGUCUACAAAGGCGUUCUUGCAGACGGAAGGGAAGUUGCGGUUAAACAGUUGAAGAUUGGUGGAAGCCAAGGGGAAAGAGAGUUCAAAGCUGAAGUUGAAAUCAUUUCUCGUGUUCACCACCGACAUUUGGUUACGCUUGUCGGUUAUUGCAUCUCGGAGCAACAUAGGUUGCUUGUAUAUGAUUAUGUACCAAACAACACUCUUCAUUACCAUCUCCAUGCUCCAGGAAGACCGGUUAUGACUUGGGAGACUCGGGUAAAAGUUGCUGCUGGUGCAGCUCGUGGUAUUGCCUACUUACAUGAAGACUGUCAUCCUCGGAUUAUUCACCGUGACAUUAAAUCUUCAAACAUACUCCUGGAUAACAGCUUUGAAGCCUUGGUUGCGGAUUUCGGGCUAGCUAAAAUUGCUCAGGAGCUGGAUAUAAACACACAUGUUUCGACCCGUGUGAUGGGAACCUUCGGGUACAUGGCUCCUGAGUAUGCCACAAGUGGAAAGCUGUCUGAAAAAGCAGAUGUUUAUUCGUAUGGUGUAAUACUCUUGGAGCUUAUAACUGGUCGGAAACCUGUAGAUAUGUCUCAGCCACUUGGUGAUGAAAGCCUUGUUGAAUGGGCAAAGCCCUUGUUGAGUCAAGCAAUCGAAAAUGAAGAGUUCGGCGAGAUAGUUGAUCCGAGGUUAGGGGACAACUUCAUCGCUGCGGAGAUGUUUCGAAUGGUCGAAGCUGCAGCUGCAUGCGUGCGCCACUCAGCUGCCAAAAGACCAAAGAUGAGCCAAGUGGUGAGAGCACUGGACACGCUUGAAGAAGCUUCGGAUAUAACAAACGGAAUGAGACCAGGACAGAGCCAAGUUUAUGACUCGAGACAACAAUCUGCUCAGAUAAGGAUGUUUCAGAGAAUGGCUUUUGGGAGUCAAGAUUAUAGUUCUGACUUCAUUGAUCGAUCACAGUCACAUAGUAGCUGGGGAAGUCGUGACACUCAUGACCAGUCCAGAUUUGUACCUUAGUAGUUAUUAUUGUUUUUGCUACUUUCUGCUUUCCCUUGGGCUCUUUGUAUAUUUUUUUUGCAUGAUUUUUUCACACCGAGGAUCCAAUACGUUUUUAGAGAAUUUCAAUAUUAUAAGUUGUCUACAGACAUUUUCUGAAAAGUUAUAAUAGGUAACUAGAUCUUGA
Messenger RNA from Eruca vesicaria subsp. sativa (arugula), 2668 nucleotides. Lineage: Eukaryota; Viridiplantae; Streptophyta; Magnoliopsida; Brassicales; Brassicaceae. The record is from the annotation of a GenBank genome assembly.